Molecule: messenger RNA, 942 nt
Organism: Hansenula ciferrii
Lineage: Eukaryota; Fungi; Ascomycota; Saccharomycetes; Phaffomycetales; Wickerhamomycetaceae
Product: RING finger protein
Exons: 2
Coding region: 1-942 (313 amino acids)
Source: RefSeq, a predicted model, not a curated record
AUGAGAUUAUCAUAUUUUCAAAAUUCCUUAACAAUGAUUACAUUGAUUCUAUUAAUAUUAGCAGGACUUGCUCAAACACUUCCAAUACCAACUACUGUGAUUCAAGACUAUAAAAUCAUAUGUAAUUCUGCAAAUAAUACAUUAAUUUAUCAACAUAUUAAUGGUACAAUGCCAGAUUCAAAUGAUCCAUUAUAUCCACCAAUUGGAUCAUGUGCUGUGAAAUCACUUGUUAUAAAAAAAGAUACUCCAAAGACAAAAGCUAAAUAUAAAGAGGAUGAAGCACGACAGAGACAUCUUCUCUAUAUAGUGCUAAUAUUUGUGUUUUUGUUUGUUUAUAUUUUUUUCAGUGUUCAUGGUGUUCGUCGUUUACCUAAAAAAAGAGAAGAAUAUGAAAAUUGUGCAAAUUCUAUAAAAGCUGAUGGUGAACUUAAACAACAGAUUAUUUCUACACCAAAUGGGAAUAGUUCAUUCACAAGAGAAAAAUAUAUAGAAGUGAAAAAUCCAAGGAAAAUUGUUACAAGAUCAGAUAUUGAUAAUUAUGAAUUUAAUGAAGAAAGAUUAAAAGAAGCUGGGAAAGCUUUUAAUUUACCUUCAGAAGGACAAUAUAUCUUUGUAUCAUAUAGAGAUUUAAAAUCUACAGAUUUGAAGAAGUUAGAAAUAUCCCAAGAAGAAAAAUCAUGUUUACUUUGUCUUGAUGAAUAUUUGGAGACAGAUUUUGUUGUUGUAUUACCAUGUAAACAUUUAUGUCAUUAUGUAUGUUUAGAUAAUGUUGGAACUAAAGAAGAAGCUGAAACAGAUCAAAGCUCUGAAGAUAAGGAUUCAAUUUGUCAAACAUCUAUAACGAGAUGUCCAUCAUGUGAAUUGAAUUUGGUAAGACAUUGUGAAUAUUAUAAACAGAAAAAAUUGAGUCAAAGGAAAGUUCCAUUUGAUAAUGAGCAUUAA